Rodentolepis nana is the source of this 699-nucleotide messenger RNA. Lineage: Eukaryota; Metazoa; Platyhelminthes; Cestoda; Cyclophyllidea; Hymenolepididae. The record is from the annotation of a GenBank genome assembly.
AUGGAUAGGAAGUGUCAAGAGCGUAUGGAAAAGUUGAGACAAUUGCAGUUGAAAAUAAAUGAGGCUAAGAAGGACAAUCACAAGCAGGUUGUGGAAGAGGACAGGCGAAAACAUCUUCCUCACAAUUGGGAAGCGAAGCAGGCACGUAUGCGUUGGGAGGAAGAGGAGGACGCUUUUCGUGAAGAAUGCAGUAAGAAGGGCCUCGACAUUGAGCGAGCAAAGAACCUGAAAGUGUCGGCAGAUCUUGUUAAUCGCCUGGAAGCACGGAAACGUCGGAAGCGCCCUCAUGUUGUGGAAGAUGAUGAGAAGGAUGUUCCUGGCUUCUCAUCUUACAUGGAUGCUUCUCAUAAGAAGUAUCUGAAGCAGACGAAGACAAUGAAGCCAGAUUUGGUUGCUUAUGAGAAGCAGAAGGAGAGGCUUGGUGACCUUGUUUAUCCCACUGCCCACACGAUUGGUUUGGUAGAAGCUAUUCAAUCGGGUCCGGAAACUAGCAGAGAGGCUGUUGAGCGUCUUGCUGCAACUCUGAAAGAAGAGGAGAGGAAGAAGUCAUCUUUCAGUCGACGUCGUGCGUUCGAUCCGGAUGCUGAUAUAGAUUACAUCAAUGAGCGUAACAAACGGUACAAUGAACUCCUGGAUCGUCAUUACGGGAAGUAUACCGCAGAGAUCAAGCAGAACUUGGAGCGUGGAACUGCACUGUAG